CGUAUGGAACAAAAGAAUCUUACAAGAGUUUCAGAAUUUCUUCUUCUGGGACUAUCAGAGGAACCAGAACUGCAGCUCCUCAUAUUUGGGCUCUUCCUCGCCAUGUACCUGAUCACUGUGUUUGGAAAUUUGCUCAUCAUCCUGGCCGUCAGCUCAGACUCCCACCUCCACACGCCCAUGUACUUCUUCCUCUCCAACCUGUCCUUGGUGGACAUCUGUUUCACCUCCACCACCAUCCCAAAGAUGCUGCUGAACAUCCAUACACAGAGCAAAGUUAUCACUUAUGAAGGCUGCAUCACCCAGAUGUAUUUUUUCCUACUCUUUGCAGUGUCGGAUGUCUUCCUCCUGACCAUAAUGGCCUAUGACCGCUAUGUGGCCAUCUGUCACCCCCUGAACUACACAGUCAUCAUGAACCCACGGCUCUGUAGGCUCCUAGUUCUGGUGUCCUGGAUUGUGAGUGCGCUGAAUUCGUUUUUAGAAAGCUUAAUGGUUUUGAGACUGUCCUUCUGUGUAGACUUGGAAAUUCCCCACUUUUUCUGUGAACUCAUUCAGAUGGUCCAGCUUGCCUGUUCUGACACCUUUCUUAAUGACAUGCUAACGUAUUUUGUAACUGUUCUACUGGAUGCUGGUCCCCUGGCUGGUAUCCUUUACUCUUACUCUAAGAUCAUUUCCUGCAUACGUGGAAUGUCAUCAGUUCAGGGGAAGUAUAAAGCAUUUUCUACCUGUGUGUCUCACCUUUCAGUUGUCUUCUUAUUUUAUUGCACAAGCCUAGGAGUGUACCUCAGCUCUGCUGCUACUCACAGCUCACACUCAACUGCAGCAGCUUCAGUGAUGUACACCGUCAUCACACCCAUGCUGAACCCGUUCAUCUACAGUCUGAGGAAUAAAGACAUAAAAGGGGCUCUGAAAAGAUUCUUUGGGGUGGCAGCUAUAACAGGGACAGUAGUCCUGAGGCUGGAAAAGUGCCCUUGA
Messenger RNA from Pteropus alecto (black flying fox), 972 nucleotides. RefSeq names its product olfactory receptor-like protein OLF4. NCBI's taxonomy places the organism in Eukaryota, Metazoa, Chordata, Mammalia, Chiroptera, Pteropodidae. The record is from RefSeq and is a predicted model, not a curated record. Gene Ontology annotation, cellular component: membrane. Gene Ontology annotation, molecular function: olfactory receptor activity; G protein-coupled receptor activity. Bases 4 to 972 code for a protein of 322 amino acids. Gene Ontology annotation, biological process: G protein-coupled receptor signaling pathway. The transcript has a single exon.